UCAACUAAAUAGAGCUUCAUGCGGAAUACCUCGUAGAUUAUCAGAAUCAGGCAAAGGAAGAUAGGAAGGUUUUUUGACAAAAAAAUGUGUUUACAGUAAUACAAAGCUUACACAAUGUCUGACAGUACAGAAAGCUCAGCAUAUUUUUACAGAAUAAUCUCUCUUGUUGUUGAUGUGGGCACUGAAACUUUGAGAGAUAUUUUUUACUGGAAAGUGCCGAAAUCAAAUGUUGUCACUCUGUUUGCAACUCCUGGAGUUCAGUCUGAAUUUAAAAGACUAAAGGGAAUCAAAGCCUUGACAGAAGUCCAGUAUGCCAAAGUUACAAAUAAGCCUGAUCCUGACACAUAUGAUAUUUCUUUGUUAACUACACUUCUUACAAAUCAGAAAAUUUGUAGAAUAAGUAAACCAAAAGAUGGUUGGGGGAAAGUUCCGGAUCAAUCAGACAUUUCUUUAGGAGCUGAUCUUCUACGGCUGAGGGAAAUAAGAAAUGAAAUUAUUGCACAUCGCAAUAAGGCGCAAUUAGAAGUAGAAGACUACAAAAAGAUUUGGGGUAAUGUAGAAAUUGUUCUUUUACGGUUAGCUGCUAAUAUUGAUGCAUCAGAAAAAGACAAAGUCAAGGAAAAGAUCAGGAGUGCAGAGACUCGAGUGCUUGAACCAUUCCAUGAUAGGGAGAAGAAGUUGCUGCAGGUGUUUAUUGAGUGGCAGAAAGAAGACAAUAAGAAAACUGAAGUACAGCUGUCCGAUAUAUCAAAUAAAUUAGAAAACCUUCACUUAAAGGUUGACAGUUUGAAAACUCCAGCAGAUGAAACAGAUGCAGCACGCUCAAAUGUCACAUCGGAAGACACUCUGUCCUCUAUUCAGUCUCAAGUUAGCAGUGUUCUUGAGAAUUUGGGCAGCAUUGCUACACAAGAUGACGUCAGUCAGAUUCAAGCUAAUAUGAAAAGAAUGGAAGACAAUGUUAAAGCUAUAUCUGAAUUAGUGAAAAUAUUGAAGGAGACCGUCGAAAAAAGUAACCAUAAUUUGGAAGAAUUAUCAAAGAAUGCACAUAUCAGUGGGUGCCAGCCAAUGUCUGCUAUAUUUGAAAGAGAUCAGGGUAGACCGUAUGUACCAGACAGACCUAAAAAACCGAAGAUAGAAAAUCCACAUGCAAUGACAGACAAAGAAAUUCUCGAAUUGAGUAAAAAGAUUGGCUACGAGUGGGAAUCUUUAAGAAUACACUUGGACUUUACUGAGGCUCAGGGACAUGCCUUGAAAUGGGCCUUUAAUGAUGAUGUACAAGUUAGGAUCUACCAGAUGUUAAAGGGAUGGCAUGAUGUGGUGGUCGAUUGUGGAGAGAAUCCUAAGAAGCUACUUGCUGCAGCAUUUGUGAAUGCCAGUACAAACUACCAAAUGGCUUACAGCAUUGUGCCUAGACAGCAGUUUGAUCCUAACGCAGAACUAGACCUGCCACGUGUUAGGUGGCAUUCAGAAAAUAUCAAUUCAGCAAGACUGGGCUUUGAACCAAGGUGA
Ruditapes philippinarum (Manila clam) is the source of this 1509-nucleotide messenger RNA. Its product is annotated as E3 ubiquitin-protein ligase DZIP3-like. The coding region runs from base 115 to 1509 and encodes 464 amino acids. The transcript is spliced from 8 exons. NCBI's taxonomy places the organism in Eukaryota, Metazoa, Mollusca, Bivalvia, Venerida, Veneridae. The record is from RefSeq and is a predicted model, not a curated record.